UUAGGGCCAGCAGAAGCCUCCAAAGAUGUGACAGAAGAUCCCUUGGCAGAAGAUGAGAAAAGAAGGAAUUAUGGGGGAGUAUAUGUGGGUCUGCCUGCAGACCUGACCACAGUGGCUGCUAGUCAGUCCAAGUCCACACGAAAAGACUAGCAGCUGCUGAAGGAGAUUCAACACAGGACCCUGCAUUUUGAGUCACCCAGAGACAGACACAUUCUAUGCAGAGAGCAUCUUGGUGCUCUGAUUCUGGUAGGAAAUGGACUAAAUGAAGACUUUGAUUAAGACUCACACUGAGCAAAGAAAGGGGCAGUUUGGAAGGACUCAGAGGACUCUGCCUAAUGGAGCACAGGAAAGUGAAGCAAUGUUUGGAUGCAUAUGGCAUCAAUCAUCGGCCUUUGUCCUUAAGAACAAAAGACGAAGAAAGAGGAAUCCCACACAGACUCCCAACCUGGGAAUUGCAGCUGUGGACAGCAGCAGCGGGUAUUUUGACAGUCACAUAAGUGGACCCCUUUCUUUCUCAGGAAAUGAUGGAGGUUACAGCCAACUUUACAACAGGCUGUGUGGGAAUCACACGACCUCCCCAAACCCAUUGGCAAUAAGACUUUCUGCUAAUUAUAUCACUACAGUGCACACAUGCUUGAUUGCAAAAUAGACUGAACAUGUCAUGGGUGAAGGAAAUAUAAUUUAUUGCAAUCAAGGACCUGUUGGUAUAUCAGAAAAGCGGAAUCUUAUUCUCAAUAAUCGCUCUCCGUGCUGAAACUGAGGUUGUUCUACAUGAUGUUCUGGGUGUGGUUACCCGACCCGUCCUGGGCAACGCUUCUCUGUGUCUGUCAUGUUUGCUCUCCCUUGCAGCAUUGUUUUUAGUUCUCUGAAAAAGCUCUGAAUAUAAUACUUUUAAAGCCACUAAUGGAGUCUUUCUUAAGGGUUCAUGAGCAGAACUGUCCACUACUUUAUUCCACCCAUUGCGUUAAUGUAGAUCUGCAAAAAAUAUCCAUGGGUUGAUUUGCAAGCGAAGGAAGCAGCUUAAAAAGAAAUACAGGAUGGAUAAAUUGGUUUUCACUCCUUUCCCCCUCACAUAGUGUAUAACCGAACUCUGAACGUUGUUUCGUUAGUGAGUGAUCUUUGGGAGAAAAUGUGCGUGACAUUGUGCAAUUUUCUUACUGUCAACAACCACCACAAAAAGAUCCUGAAUAUUGAAGGACGGGUUAAAUUGUGAUAUCUACAGUGCCUUGCAAACAUUUUCCCACCCCUUUAACUUUUUCACAUUUUAUCACAUUACCAGAAAUGGCAUGGUAUUUGAAUUAAGAUCUUUUGUGUGUGUGUGUUAGUCCAACAAAAAGUAACGUGUCAAUGUCAAGUGGAAGCCCAAUUAUGCAUGGUUUUUAAAUUUUUGUUUCCAAAUAAAAAUUUAGACUGUCUGUCCAUCCCAUUCAAUCCUAAUAAAAUACAUUAUAUUGC
This is a messenger RNA of Fundulus heteroclitus (mummichog), 1455 nucleotides long. Its product is annotated as overexpressed in colon carcinoma 1 protein homolog. The annotation marks the transcript as partial. NCBI's taxonomy places the organism in Eukaryota, Metazoa, Chordata, Actinopteri, Cyprinodontiformes, Fundulidae. The record is from RefSeq and is a predicted model, not a curated record. The transcript has 5 exons.